This is a messenger RNA of Temnothorax curvispinosus, 1161 nucleotides long. RefSeq names its product cell division cycle protein 123 homolog. Gene Ontology annotation, cellular component: cytoplasm. The transcript has 7 exons. Lineage: Eukaryota; Metazoa; Arthropoda; Insecta; Hymenoptera; Formicidae. The record is from RefSeq and is a predicted model, not a curated record. The coding region runs from base 137 to 1120 and encodes 327 amino acids.
CACUCUAGUUACUUUGUUGCCUCUAUGGUUUAAAUCGCGUGUUUGACAAGUUGUCAACUUUACUCAAUUUUCCUUAACUCGAGAAACUAGUCACGAACUUGAUAAAGCACAAAUAAGUACAAAAGAUUUGGGAAGGAUGGUUAACGAUUUAAAACUGGAGUGCUCCUUUUCCUCUUGGUAUCCAGCGUUCAAGAAAGAUUCUCUAGAGGCCAGGAUUCUUCAUAUUCCCGACGAAGUUCUAAAGUAUUUGGAGUAUGACACGUUUGUGUUGCCGCUCGAGGCAGCGAGAUCUUUACCAGAGGAUUCCGAAUGGGCCGACGGCUCGCCGGUGACGUGCGAAGAAGAGGAGAUAGAUUAUCAACCAACGUUUCCUGAAUUCAGUCAACAAAUACAGGAAAUAUUAGAUGAGUACGAUGCAAUAUUUGUCAAGACAAACUGGAGUACGCCUGCGGAUGCCAUGUGGGUUGCGCCAACAAAGACUCUCAAAUGCAAUACGCUAGAAGAGGUCUACCUGUUGCUGAAAAGUUCCGACAGGAUUGCCAAAGAUCUAAACGUCGUGAAAUCGUUGAGGGGCUCUGAUAAUUCUUUGCCGUUCUGCCUGGUGCUGAAACAAUGGCGGGAUAUUAAUCCGUGCGCAGAAUUUCGCUGUUUCGUCAUGGAUAAUGAGCUCAUUGCUAUAAGUCAGAGGGAUAUAUCGCAGUACCACAGUUCCAACGAGUCAGAAAAGUAUGAUAUACAGACAGACAUCAAGAGCUUGUUUUCGGAGCGUAUCAAGGGCAGAUUUCCAUUGCGCAACUAUUCCUUCGACGUUGUACGAUGUAAAAAAGAUAAAGUGAAAAUAAUAGAUUUCGGUACGAUGGACGCGGCGUCUACGAAAGGAACGCUUUUUACGUACGAGGAGUUACAAAAUCAUAUCGAGAACACGCCGGAGUUCCGUUUUAUCGGGGAGGAAAUAGGUAUUCAGCCGAAGCCUCCUACGCAAUUUUGCAUUCCGCAAGAGAUCAGCGAGUUCUUCCAAUCGAGAGAUAACGUCACGUUCCUGGACAUUAUACAGAGGGAGGUGGAGAAUCAGCGGAAAGAGCAUGAGAAAGAAAAUGCUGACGUUUCAGAAAGUACUUGAUGUAUAUACAACGUAUAAUAAACAUUUUCCUUAUAUACGAA